Molecule: messenger RNA, 2812 nt
Organism: Xiphias gladius (swordfish)
Lineage: Eukaryota; Metazoa; Chordata; Actinopteri; Istiophoriformes; Xiphiidae
Gene: mtx3
Product: metaxin 3
Exons: 10
Coding region: 138-1061 (307 amino acids)
Biological process (GO): mitochondrion organization
Cellular component (GO): SAM complex
Source: RefSeq, a predicted model, not a curated record
UGCGGAUUAAUAACAGUGUCACAGGCUGAUCACCCACAGAAUGAUGGACAAAUCCAGAUCUUGAGGCAAAAUUUCAGCAGAGGCUCUGAUGCCACGGUACCUCGUGACGUCACAAGCUCCCUCCAUGACUCAAAAACAUGGCGGCUGCCAUGGAGCUGAGAUGCUGGGGAGGAGACUGGGGUUUGCCUUCUGUCCACACCGAUUCCCUCAUAGUUCUGGCAUACGCUAAGUUUUCUGGGGCAAAAGUCACAGUUUCUCCCAUAGACUGGACAUGGAAAACUCUAACAGCGACAGUCCCAGAGUUGCUUUGUGGAGACUCAGCAGUGCAAGAACCAACACGGAUACUCAACUUCCUGCGAAAACAGAGGUUUAAUGCAGACUAUGAGCUGACAGCCAGACAAGGAGCAGACACCAUGGCAUACAUCGCCCUGCUUGGAGAGAAACUGCAACCAGCUCUGCUGCACACUUUCUGGGUGGAUGCAGAAAACUACGCCAACCUGACACGGCCAUGGUUUGCGUCACGCUCACCGUUCCCUCUUAACUUUCUUGUCCCUUAUCGCCAUGCCAGCGCCGCCCUCUCCCGCAUUCUUUUAACCAAAGGAGAGGCACCGCUACACAGAAUCACUGAGGUGGAGGGAAAGAUCUACAGUGAUGCUAAAGAGUGCCUGAAUCUCCUCUCCUACAGACUGGGAACAGCAAACUACUUCUUUGGCAAUUUGCCAACCAGUCUGGAUGCCUUUGUAUUCGGUUUUUUGGCUCCACUCCAGAAAGCCAGUCUUCCCAGCAGCCCUCUGCAGAGCCACCUCAGACAGCUGGACAACCUCACACGCUUCUGUGACACCAUCCUUGCAGUCUACUUCAGCACAGACCACCCUUGUCCUCCCCCACCUGUUCAGGAAACAAUGGAUGCCAACCUACAGAAACUAACUCAGCUUGUAAACAAAGAGUCCAACUUAAUAGAAAAGAUGGAUGACAACCUCCGCAGCAGCCCUCAGCACAAACCACACAGACCAGACCCCAAACCCAGUCUGGCCAGUGAUAAGAGCUCUACCCCUGCCUAAUCGUUGACCGUACAACCCUGAUCUAGUCUUAUGAAUCGAGGAGGAAUAACCCGGCAGAUGUAAGGUGCUGCUCUGAAUCUGACUCUACGUCCCGGAAUCAAACAACUUAAUAUUUAAUGGAAAUAUUACCCUAUGAUUAUAAAAAGAGACUUUUAAUGAUGAUAAACUUCAGAGAUGUUUGUCUGAAAGAGAAGGAAAAGUGAUUGUGGGAAGUUUUGAAAAGGUUAAGCGCAUGUAUGUGGUAAAGAUGGAGUGUUAUGAAAUGAUGCUCAAUGAGAAAGACACAGAAAGUUCAAAGGAAAGCCAAAGGAAAUGAAAAGUCCAGCAGGGGAAAGUAAGUGGCAAUGUUUCAUCUCUCAGUGGGCCACUGUUUCAUUUUUUUUUUUGUAACCUUUUACAGCUUUUGUUUUGUUUAAGGGCUAUGUGUUUUCUGUUUGAAUUGUUCCUCUCUGACAUGAUCAGUGCCACACUAGGAACACAAGGAUAUUGAAAUUACUGAGUUGAAUACUGAGUUAAAGGGACCUUGGUUACUAAACUGAACAGUGUGGGGCUAUGGCACCUUAUGGCAAGAUUUUUUUAGUCAUCUUAUGUUGCUCCAGUUUAUAAAUCUGCGUUUUAUCAUGGAGGAUCUCAGAUCCUUUAGCACCCUUCUGAGCACACAUUAUUUCAUAUAUCCAGUGUAAAAUGUUCUGCAAUGUAAAUUCUACUAACAUAAACGGUAAUGUACAGUAUGUAUGUAGUCAUGACUAUAGGAAUAGCCAAUUGCUCAAUUUGCUUUGCAUUCACCUCCUCUGCAUUGUAUAGGCUGUAUAGUUGUAAAUAGUUCCAUGAUUGAUAUAAUGCAGUUUCCUCUACUAGGGCUGAUAAGCUUGUUCACAAUCUUUGCAAUAUACACUGAGGUAAUGGAAAGGCCUUGCACACUCUAUUAACUUAUUCAUGCAAAAUAUUUUGGACUAACGUGUUUAUGUUUAUGUGUGAAAGUUUUCCCAAGAACUGUCAGAAACCCGUGUGUUUUUUGAUGAUUUUUUCCUUGUUUUGCGAUAUAUUCUGCUUCAUUAACAAUCCACCCACUUCUGUUGUUGCCAUGAUUUUCCAUGACCAACAUUUAUUUUGUUUUUUUGGGUUUUUUUUUUUUUUUCUUUCGUGUUAAUCAUUUGCUGUGCCUAUUUAACGGUCACUCUGUUUGAACUGAAGUGUCUGUCCCAUUUGGGAAUGUAUUAUUAGUUGCCUUCUGUUGUCCUUUAUUUUUACAGUAUGGUUGCGUAGCACAGAAAUUGGGCUGUUAAAUGAGUUGCCUCUCUUUCCUUUUACUGUCAUGUUCCCUCAUAUCCUCACAGCUCAUACAUUACUGAACUGAGUCUACCCCAUGUGAUUACUUUCAUUAUCUCUGUGUCUCAGUUUUAAAAUACUAAUAGUCAUAAAGAUAUUUCACUUCAAGGAUACACGGAUACAUGGAUACUUCAUGGAUACUUCAUGGAUACAUUCCCAUUCCAUACAUUAAAGCACCAUAUUCUGAAACUAAAGUGUUUACUGGGGUGUGUCUGCUUUCAUCACACCAUGUUGUUUUACAGGUUUGUGAAGACCAUAUGGGUGCAGUGUGCCUUCAUGACUGCUGGUUUCAAAAUGCAAACAGUGUCCUUCAUUAUUUUGAUACAUUGUCAUAAAUGAUCUUUGUCAUUUCAGUUGCUGUUGUUCAUAGUCUGUUGAUGGUUGGUAACAACUGUCUUCAUAUUACUGAAAUACAAAUAUGA